AUGGACAUUGAUUUGACCAACAGGGAUCCCAACAACAUCAACGACCACAUCCAGGUCACCUUCGAGGAUAUCUUGGCUGAGCCAGAGGGCAUCCACAGCUUGGACUGUGUGUGGGUCAACUCCUUCAGGUGUUUCAACUGCUGGAAGAGCUGUGUCUACAACCUUCUCACGUUUUUCUACGGAAUCUACAUAGCUGCUCGAUGGGGUUGUGAAUUUGCUGUGGUCGCAUUCGCCCACAUCUGGAUCAUCACGCCAAUGUACAAGUUCUUGGAACUGAACUGUGGCUGCAUCAAGAAGUUCUACGGGAUGUGUGUCCACUGUCUGUUGGACCCCUGCUGUGAAGGUUGUGGCCUGCUCUUCCAAGCCUUUCAAAAACAUUAAACUAGAGUAGGUGCCUCGAAAACAGUGGUAUCCUUCAACCAUCAUGAUCUCUGACAUUCCAAUAUGACUACGAGCUGAUC
Haliotis rubra (blacklip abalone) is the source of this 461-nucleotide messenger RNA. Its product is annotated as caveolin-1-like. Gene Ontology annotation, biological process: caveola assembly. Gene Ontology annotation, molecular function: molecular adaptor activity. Gene Ontology annotation, cellular component: caveola. The record is from RefSeq and is a predicted model, not a curated record. Bases 1 to 381 code for a protein of 126 amino acids. NCBI's taxonomy places the organism in Eukaryota, Metazoa, Mollusca, Gastropoda, Lepetellida, Haliotidae. The transcript is spliced from 2 exons.